Molecule: messenger RNA, 1563 nt
Organism: Penicillium oxalicum
Lineage: Eukaryota; Fungi; Ascomycota; Eurotiomycetes; Eurotiales; Aspergillaceae
Product: DMT family transporter
Exons: 2
Coding region: 1-1563 (520 amino acids)
Cellular component (GO): membrane
Source: RefSeq, a predicted model, not a curated record
AUGUCACAACCAGAGUCAAAAACAUCCUCCGAUGCUACCAAGCGAGGCAAAUCGCAGGAUCGCCCACAACAAGAACACUCUCAGUCCAAGUCACAGAGAUCUUCCGAGUCUGAUCGCGGUGCUGCGCAAGAGGCUGAACACCCCGACGCUCCUCCCCGCCAAGCAUCCCCGUUUCCUCUCGCUUCUUCUUCCACUUCUUACAGUCAGCCCUAUCGUGACGAUCCCGACGAAACCUCUGAUCAUCUCGUCCGGUAUGAACCCCGACCGAUCGACGAGCCCGAGGGCGACGACGAAGAAGAGCAGCGGGGCAUCGCGGCGGAGAGAGCACGGCCGCGGAAAGCAUGGCGCGCAUCGUUGCGAAUCUUCUGGUUGAGGAACAUGGGCAUGUUUCUGGUUCUGUUGGCACAGAUGUUUGGCGCAAGUAUGAAUGUGAUGACACAGAUUCUGGAGAUUCAUAGCUCGAUGCAUCCGUUUCAGGUCCUCUUCGCCCGCAUGUCCAUCACCGCCGUCGCGAGCUACCUUUACAUGUGGUAUGCUCAAGUGCCCGCACCCUUUGGCAUUCGACCCGUUCGCAAACUCCUCCUCCUCCGCGCAACUUUCGGUUUCUUGGGUGUCUACGGUCUCUAUUAUUCUGUCCAAUACCUCCCACUCUCCGAAGCCACGGUGAUCACCUUCCUCGCCCCCAUUCUCACCUGCUACGCCUGUUCAUUCCUCAUCCCCGGCGAGACCUUUACUCGCCGCCAGCAACUCGCCGCCCUCGUCUCGCUCAUCGGCGUCGUCCUCAUCGCACGCCCAUUCUCAUCUCGCUCCAACCAGAGCAAAGGCAAUACUACCACCACCACCCCUGCCCCUACCGAGGACGAAAGCCCCAACGAUACAGACUCAUUCCAUCAUGUCCUCGCCACAGUAGUCGCUUUCGUCGGAGUCCUCGGCGCAUCAGGCGCAUACACCACCAUCCGCGUGAUCGGACGGCGUGCGCACCCGCUCGUCUCAGUAACCUAUUACUCCAGCGUGACGACCAUCAUCUCGCUUGUCGCGAUGGUGGCCGUGCCGAGUAUCCCGUUCCGCCUGCCCUCCACCGCCACAGAAUGGAUUCUGCUGACGGGGCUGGGCGUAUGCGGAUUCUUACUCCAGUUCCUGUUAACCGCCGGACUGAGUUAUGUUCCUCCGGCGAGUGUGCGGGACAAGGGCGCCCAGGCCCGACAGGGCUCCAAGGCGACGAAUAUGGUAUAUACGCAGAUGCUGUUUGCACUGUUUUACGAUAAAGUGAUCUGGGGCAGUACCAUGUCGCCGGUGAGUUGGGCGGGGUCGGCGUUGAUCUUGGCGUGUGCGGUCUACGUGGCUGUUGCACAGGAGGGACGACGCGAAGAGGUAAAGAAGGAGAUUGUGGGGGAGCCGAAUUUGACACCUCCCAAGGAGGAGGAAGAAGAGGAAGAAGAGACCGAUGUUCAGGCAGAGGUAUCUCGAAGAGAGAGAAACCAACAACCUCCCUACACAGAUGACGAGGAAGCCGCACAUGGUGAACCUCCCAACUCACAAAAUGGAUCAGACACCCGAGUCUAG